AUGUCUUCUUCGACUUACACCUUCUACCCGCCCGGGCCUGACACCGAGCAACCCCGCAAUACCUCACCUCAACUUCCUCAAUACCUCAAUCCAUUCUCACCACAGCUCGAUAGCAGCUCAUCCUCUCCAGGGUUAAACGCCCACACGCCUGCCGACUCAGUGUCUACCCUGAGCGUCCACUACCAGUCCAGCGAGUUUACGGAGGCAGACGACCCAUUCUUCGGCGUUAGCUUCAACCCCCUCGACGGCGGCGCCUCACCAUCUUUCCUUGACGACGACAUCCUAACCUUUAAUGAUAACGGGCCGCUUGCCGACGGCCUCGGUGUCCAAGCUGCGCCCGUUAGCACGCAGCAUGUGCGCCCGGCUGUACCCUACUUGCCCCUGAGCCCCGAUAAGAGUCCCUCGCUACCUGGGGGGUCGCCGAACGGGCAGUUCAAGGACGAGGCGGCCACACGUGGCAUGUUCCCAGACUUGAUCCGCACUUCAGUUUCGCCUCAGGACUUGUCGCUCACACACCAGUCCUCUCAUGGGCAGGAGGGCAACCCUUCCGGUUUUCAGUUGACGCCGAAGACCAGCAACAGCGCCAAAUCCAGCGACGACGGCACUGUCCCGACCGCCGCCAUGCGGAGCCCUCGUGUUACCGUCUCCCAUUGGGAUCGGGAUUAUUUUGGAGGAUCCCAUGCCCCGAAUACCAAUCAACCCCAGGGUAGCGGCACUCCCACCUUCUCAACAGACCGCGAUGCCGCCGGCCGGUGGAUCCCCAACCAAGUCACUGGGCAGGGUGGGCUGGAUCCUACGGCCCGCUCGACCACCCAGGUCGAGAGCAUCAACAACUUGGCUGCUCAGCGAGAUCGGGAUGAGCGCAACGAGGGGGUCAAUGAGUGGUUGAAAAGGUCGCGUUCCCAUUCCACUCCCAAUCGCGGGGAGCAGCUACCGGCUACGCUGAAUGCGCCGAUUGCGCCGAACGACGACGACGACGAUGAUGACAACAUACCCCAACGGGAGAUUUCCGCGGGCGAUAGAACGGAGAAUAAACAAGUGCCUGGGCAGACGUACUAUGUCGAGACUGGAGGAGCGCUAACUCACGAGGAUUUGGAGAUCAUGCGCCAGGCUCGCGUGUGGGAAGAUGCGCCCUCCCCCUUCUCUAUUUCUCAGUCGAGCUCCACAGCCUACCAACCGCAGAGCUCCCAAGCCGCCAUAGAAAAAUACCAGCAAAUGUGCCGGGACACCGAUUCGAUCGUGUCGAGAGCCGCGACCUGGGGAACCCGACGACUCAGCUUACCCAGCAUCAUGGAUGCUGACGUUCAAGUCGCCGGCAAUCUGUUCAAGAAGCUAUCGCUCAGCCGGGGAGAUACGCGGCGGCCAAGCCUCCUUCAGAAUAUCCGCGGCCUUGUCCGGAAGCCGAGCAUCAACUCGGGCAAACGCAAUCGCGCUGAACCGGAUGAUGCAAGCUCCUUCGUGACCGUGUCUUCCAUCGAGAAGAAGGACAGCCAGACCAAGCUCGCGCCCCCCAGCCCUAAACCAGGGUGGUCCAGAAAACAAAGUGUCCCGAGCAUCAACACUGCAUUCUUGGACGUUGGGAACAGGAUCGCUUCUCUAGGCACGAACCAUGGCCGAACGAGCUCCGCCAGCGCGACUCCCGUCACCUCACCCAAGAGCCCAAGCGGCUUUAAUUUGAGCGUGAAGAAGCCCCUGAACCGCCUCCGGAGCAAGUCGGAGACAUCCGGCAUCAUCGACUUGUGGAAGAGGGCUGGUGGGCCGCCAGUGCCCAACACGAAAGCGACUGCGCCCGAUGACGAGGACGAGGACGAUGAGGACGAUUUGUACGAAGAUGGCGAUAUGAAGGACGAGUCAAACAAACUCAUGGACGGUAUCACACCAAAUCUGGCGGGCUUCCAGCAGCACGUGUUGAAGUUGAACCCUCUUUUGGCAACCUCCAACAAUUACUUGGUUGAGCGCAUCGCCCACCAGCAGUGCCAUCGGUAUAAGAACCUCUUGAACCUCAGGGUGAAGCACCUCCAGGCCGUCGCCGCCAGGAAUUGUUCUUGCGGAUCCAUGUGUAUCGCUAUGGGCGGUAGCGCCAACAUCCUGGAUUCGAAGGGUGGAGAGCGCGGCCUCGACCCCCUAUCUGCGAGAUACGACGGCUCUGAUGGCGAUAUCACGCCACUUGAGGGGACGAUCAACCCGGAUAGCUUCCCCCAGGAUAUUCCUAUGCCCCCAUUCCCCCCUACCUUCCCAGCCAAAUCGGAUCAACACCACUCCUUUGGUUCGCAAUCUGGAAUGCCCCACGGCCCGAUGUCCCGCCAGCCCGGUCCCAUGGCCUACCCGCAACAGGCCCCGCCGCUGGGGAUGUACCCCAUCGCACCUCCUUCCCAGGGAUACCCGACGGGGAACCUUUAUAGCCCGAACUUCGACGGCCUCAGCCACGGCAUAGGCCAGGGGCAGAUCAACAUGUCCCCUAUGGCCCACCAUCACCAGCACCAGAACCAGCUCCAUAACCAGCACCAGCACCACGGCUUCCAGAGCCUCAACUCCCAGGCCGCCUUCUCCAAUCUACCUGUCACGUCAAGUGCGGGAGCGUACAUGUCGGCGCCCCAGGCGAGCCCGAACUACAUGCCCAUGGCGUCCGACCUCGAACCCUUUCCGGCGCUGGAUAUGGAUGUACUGGGGCUCGGGCUCCAAAACCCGACGGGCGCGGCGGGACAAAUGCCGUAUGGUGGCGGUGGCGGCGGGCUGAUCGACCCCAACUUGGGACUCGGGGUUGAACAGCAGCAUACACAACAGCAACAGCAGCAGCAGCAUCAGCACCAACAACAGCAGUUUACGCCGCAGGGGUCGGUAUCGCCUUUCGUACGGUCGCCACACGCGCCCCAAGGGGACUUCUAUCCCUAG
This is a messenger RNA of Chaetomium fimeti, 2892 nucleotides long. RefSeq lists its product as uncharacterized. NCBI's taxonomy places the organism in Eukaryota, Fungi, Ascomycota, Sordariomycetes, Sordariales, Chaetomiaceae. The transcript has 2 exons. The record is from RefSeq and is a predicted model, not a curated record. Bases 1 to 2892 code for a protein of 963 amino acids.